This is a messenger RNA of Triticum turgidum subsp. durum (durum wheat), 2856 nucleotides long. The record is from the annotation of a GenBank genome assembly. Lineage: Eukaryota; Viridiplantae; Streptophyta; Magnoliopsida; Poales; Poaceae.
AUGGCAACGCCGCCGCUCCUCCCCCUCAUCCUCCUCCUCGCCGCCGACGCCAUGCUCGGCGGCGGGGUGGCCACGGCCGCGACGAUCCACCCGGGCGACCUGGCCGUGCUGGAGGACCUGCGGCGCUCGCUCACAAACCCGGAGGUCCUCGGCUGGCCCAAGGGCGCCGACCCGUGCGGCGGCGGGUGGGACCACGUCUCCUGCGACCGCGACGGCCGGGUCAACAACCUCGACCUCAAGGGCGUCGGCCUCGCCGGCGCCCUGCCGCCCUCCUUCGCCUCGCUCGACGCGCUCCAGGACCUCAGCCUCCAGACCAACAGCCUCUCCGGCCCGCUCCCCUCCUUCCGCGGCAUGGCCGCCCUCCGCCACGCCUACCUCAACGACAACGCCUUCGAAUCCAUCCCCGCCGACUUCUUCGACGGCCUCGACAGCCUCGAGGAGAUCUGCCUCGACAACAACCCGCUCAACGCGUCCGCCGGCGGGUGGGAGAUCCCGGCCGCGCUCGCCGCCUCCUCGCCGCAGCUGCAGAGCCUGCGCCUCACAAACUGCAGCCUCGUCGGCGGGAUCCCGGGGUUCCUCGGGGCCAUGAGCGGGCUGCAGAUGCUCACACUCUCCUACAACAGGCUCGCCGGCCCGAUCCCGGCCAGCUUCUCAGGGUCCGGCCUCCAGAAGCUCUGGCUCAACAACCAGCUCGGCGAGGCCAAGCUCUCCGGCACGCUCGGCGCGCUCGCCGGGAUGGCCGACCUCCAGCAGGCAUGGCUGCACGGCAACCAGUUCACCGGCCCCAUCCCCGACGGCAUCUCCAACUGCAAGCAGCUCGCCGCCCUCUGGCUCAACAACAACGACCUCGUCGGCCUCGUGCCGCCCGGCCUCGCCGCCCUGCCGCUGCUCCGCGACGUCAAGCUCGACAACAACAACCUCGUCGGCCCCGCCCCGGCGCUCAAGGCCGGCAAUCUCACCUCCUCCCAUAACGGCUUCUGCGCCGUCAAGCCCGGGGACAAGUGCGCGCCGGAGGUCAUGGCAUUGCUCCAGUUCCAAGCCGAGGCUGGUUAUCCCGUCAAGCUCACCAGUUCAUGGUCCGGGAACGACCCCUGCAAGGGCUGGCUCGGCGUCACCUGCUCUCAGGGCAAGGUGUCGGUGCUCAAUCUGCCGUCCUCUGGCCUCAAUGGCACCAUCAGCAAGAGCCUCGGAGACCUCUCUGCGCUCUCGGACAUCAGGCUUGAUAGCAAUAACCUCACCGGGCAUGUGCCGGACAGCCUCACCGGCCUCAAGCUGCUAAAGAAGCUCGAUUUGGGCAUGAACGACCUGAAUGGGCCGCUGCCUGCCUUCAGACCGGACGUGAAUGUCAUUCUCACCGGCAAUCCAAACUUCAACACGCAGUCGUCGCCGGGUGGUUCUGCUCCCAAGGACGCCCCUCAUUCACCAACAACGCAUAGCGCGCCGGGCUCACAACGCCAAGGGGCUGCCUCUCCUGGCCAAGGGAACAAGAAGAGCAAAAUUUUGUUGGCUACCACCAUUCCGGUUGCGAUCGGCGUGGUGUCCCUGCUGUCACUGGGUGCUGUGGUGCUCUUCUGCAAGAAAAAUGGGUCGUCGGUUCAGCCACAGACAACCUCCUCCGUGGUCGUCCACCCCCGCAACAGUUCUGGCCCAGACAACUUGGUCAAGAUUGUCAUGACUAGCAAUGACAGCUUCGGCGCUACGUCAAGCGGAACCAGCAGCCGGGAUAGUGACAUCCACAUGAUCGAGGCGCGCAAUUUUGUGAUCUCCGUGCAGGUUCUUCGUUGUGCCACCAAGAACUUUGCUCAGGACAAUGUGCUUGGCCGUGGCGGAUUCGGCGUCGUUUACAAAGGGGUGCUGCACGACGGCACCAUGAUUGCUGUGAAGAGGAUGGAGUCCUCGGUGAUCAGCAACAAGGCCCUCGAUGAGUUCCAGGCAGAGAUUGCCAUUCUAACCAAGGUCCGGCACCGCAACCUGGUGUCGAUAAUGGGCUAUGGGAUCGAAGGCAAUGAAAGGCUGCUGGUCUACGAGCACAUGUCCAAUGGAGCGCUGAGCAAGCAUCUGUUCCACUGGAAGCAGCAUGAGCUGGAGCCCCUCUCGUGGAAGAAGAGGCUGAACAUUGCGCUGGAUGUUGCUCGUGGAAUGGAGUAUCUUCACACCCUCGCACAGCAGUGCUACAUUCACAGGGAUCUUAAGUCGGCAAACAUUCUACUUGGCGAUGAUUUCCGAGCAAAGGUGUCGGAUUUCGGGCUCCUUAAAUCUGCACCGGACGGGAACUUCUCUGUGGCAACCAGACUUGCUGGAACUUUUGGAUACUUGGCGCCUGAAUAUGCUGUGACCGGGAAAAUCACAACAAAAGCGGAUGUUUUCAGCUUCGGGGUGGUGCUGAUGGAGCUGAUAACCGGAAUGACCGCCAUCGACGAGAGACGCAUCGACGAGGAAACCCGGUAUCUGGCGUCCUGGUUCGGUCAGAUAAGGAAGGACGAAGAGAAGUUCAGGGCAGCCAUCGACCCGACCCUGGAGCUCACCGACGAGAUUUUCGAGAGCAUCUCGGUUGUUGCGGAGCUGGCUGGCCACUGCACCUCCCGGGAGCCCUCGCAGCGGCCGGACAUGGGGCACGCGGUGACGGUGCUGGUGCCCAUGGUGGAGAAGUGGAAGCCGUCGAGCAACGAGGCGGAGGACUACAUGGGCAUCGACCUGCACCUGCCGCUGCUCCAGAUGGUGAAGGGGUGGCAGGAGUCGGAGGCGAGCAUGACCGACGGCAGCAUCAUGAGCCUGAGCCUGGAAGACAGCAAGGGCAGCAUCCCCGCCCGGCCCGCCGGGUUCGCCGAGUCCUUCACCUCCGCCGACGGCCGGUGA